Messenger RNA from Sitodiplosis mosellana (orange wheat blossom midge), 2084 nucleotides. RefSeq names its product coiled-coil domain-containing protein 39 (gene Cnb). The coding region runs from base 187 to 1824 and encodes 545 amino acids. Gene Ontology annotation, cellular component: centriole; centrosome. Lineage: Eukaryota; Metazoa; Arthropoda; Insecta; Diptera; Cecidomyiidae. The record is from RefSeq and is a predicted model, not a curated record. The transcript is spliced from 7 exons. Gene Ontology annotation, biological process: centriole replication; centrosome separation; regulation of cilium assembly.
UGUCAGUGAACACCCAAAAUAAAGCUUCAUUUGUCAAUUUGUUUGUGUAUUUGUUUUGAAAUUUCGUAUCCAAUCGCAUUUUUUUUUGUUUGUUUGUUUGCAUUUUGCGUUUUUCUUCUAUUUCUUUUUUUUAAUUUUCUAUUUGAAAGAAAAAAAUGUUAAAUUAAAGUAUAAUUUUGAUUUGUGAUGAGUGAUUCGGACGAUACAGAUAUCUUGUUGCUUAUUCCACCAAAUUUCUUUCUAACGGAAACAAAUGAAUCGCCCACCUACGACAUGUUUCGAUCAAAUUUAGAGCAACCAACUGUUAAAACAAGCUUGUCGCCAAGGCGCUUGGAUAAAUCAACGAAUCAAUCGCCGAAUUAUCUAUUGUCGCACAGUAAGGAUUUGUUUGUGACGCCACCACAACUCAAGUAUCGACCAUACAAUGAACCAAGUCCUACGAUGAAUCUAUCACAUUGCAAUAGAUCGAUUGAAUGCGAACGAUUAAAUUGUAUUAGGCCGACUGAAUGUGAUCCCAUUCCAACAAAAAGUGGGCCCAAUCUGAAAGCCAGUUCACCGCUUCGAAGAUCGAGUUUAAAUAGAGAUUUCGAAAGAAUCGAACAUUUUAGCAGCAAAAAAAUGUCGGAUUGGAAAACAACCAUCGACGAACCGAGGCAACAUGAUGAUUUAGUCAGUUUGACCAAUGUUUGGAAUAAUAAUCUUGACUUUAGAAGUACAACCAACCAUUCCACGGAGCUUGAAGAAGAAAGACUGAGACGGCGACAGUGUGAACGCAACAUUUCCAGUUUGCAAUCACAAUUGAAUCAAUAUCAAAACAAAUUCACCGACGUCAUAAAAAUUGAUCAAGCCAAAAAUGAUACAAUCGCCAAACUUCAUGAUACAAAUUCGAGUUUGAUCGCGAAUAUAAAUGAACUGGAGAAGCAAAUAUCCGAGAUGGAAUUGCGGUAUCAUCGAGAGAAGGAUCAAUUUAUCUCGGAAAACGGACAGCUAAAAACCAAAGUCGAUUAUUUGAAGCAGCAAAAUGACGAACUUGAUCGGAAACUCAGCUCAAUUCUCAAGUCAACAAAUGAAGUGAGAGAUAUUCAUCGAGAGCAAAUGAAUGAAAUGGAGAUUAGACUAUCGAAUUCAAAGCAAAGCGAAACAAUCCUCAUUGAUGAAAUAUCCAAGCUGAAAAAUGAUUAUAUCACUAAAACGGCCGAACAUGAAGCAGAACAAUCACGAUCGCAACAGCUUAUUGACAACCAAGCCAUGAAAUUGGAGCGAUUGGAACAAGAAAUAACGGAGCUAAAGGAAAGCAAUACAAAUCUUCAAACCAAAGAAGCCAAAUUUCUAGAAGAAAUGGAGUCGCAGCGAGCUGCCUUGAAAGUGUUUUACCAAACACAAUUGGAUGACUUGGUACGAGCAAAAGUGGAAGAAUACCAAAAGCAAUUCGAUUCGAUGGAGCGAUCAAUUCGACGGGAAACAAAACAAAAUGAACGAAUCAUAGCGGAAAGGGCGCUCAAACAAAUCGAACUACUGACUCAAAAGAACGAGCAGGAGUUUUUAUUAUUGGAGGAGAAGCACCGCGAAGAGAUGGAAUUGUGUAAAAUUCGACUUGGUAAUGCUACCAAAAUCAUUGCACAGUUGGAACAAGAGCUAAGCGUUUAUCGAGCGAAAAGGAGUGACAUAGCCGAGCGUUUGCACAAUGUGAUCGAAACACAGUGGCAAAAAACAUUAGAGAUUCUCACAACAAAUGAUGCACCAAAAGACUCGAAUACGCUAACAUUGAAUCGGAUAGUAAAUACCUUAGAGAAGUGUGACAAAAAUAAUUGUUCUAGCUUAUGAUCAGGAAAAUCAAUUUAUUUGUUAAUUUUUCAUUUAAUAUUGUAUUCUAUAAUAACAGAAGAUUUGUUAUCGAAACAAAGCCAUUUUUCCUUUUUUUUAUGAAUAUUUUGAUGUGCAUUACUUUUGCUAACGAUAUCAUGGAAAACAAAAUGAUUGUAGCAAUUUAUACAAAACAAAAACAAAAAGAAAAACGUAACUAUUCCGAUUUUGAGAGUGUUUAAAUAUUCCAUUUGACAAAUAAAUCGUUUAUUUUAUUUAUA